Bufo bufo (common toad) is the source of this 3145-nucleotide messenger RNA. It is a transcript of the gene PKMYT1, whose product is annotated as protein kinase, membrane associated tyrosine/threonine 1. The transcript is spliced from 8 exons. Gene Ontology annotation, molecular function: protein kinase activity; ATP binding. The coding region runs from base 1339 to 2985 and encodes 548 amino acids. NCBI's taxonomy places the organism in Eukaryota, Metazoa, Chordata, Amphibia, Anura, Bufonidae. Gene Ontology annotation, biological process: protein phosphorylation. The record is from RefSeq and is a predicted model, not a curated record.
UAGUGAGGGGGGAGGGGGCACAGUAUAUAGUGAGGGGGGAGGGUUAUGUCAGGGGCACAGUAUGUCGGGGGCACAGUAUGUAGUGAGGGGGGAGGGUAUGUCAGGGGCACAGUAUGUAGUUGGGGGGAGGGUAUGUCAGGGGCACAGUAUGUAGUGGGAGGGAGGGUAUGUCAGGGGCACAGUAUGUAGUGGGGGGGAGGGUAUGUCAGGGGCACAGUAUGUAGUGGGAGGGAGGGUAUGUCAGGGGCACAGUAUGUAGUGGGGGGGAGGGUAUGUCAGGGGCACAGUAUGUAGUUGGGGGGAGGGUAUGUCAGGGGCACAGUAUGUAGUGGGGGGGAGGGUAUGUCAGGGGCACAGUAUGUAGUGGGGGGGAGGGUAUGUCAGGAGCACAGUAUGUAGUGGGGGGGAGGGUAUGUCAGGGGCACAGUAUGUAGUGGGAGGGAGGGUAUGUCAGGGGCACAGUAUGUAGUGGGGGGGAGGGUAUGUCAGGGGCACAGUAUGUAGUGGGGGGGAGGGUAUGUCAGGGGCACAGUAUGUAGUGGGGGGGAGGGUAUGUCAGGGGCACAGUAUGUAGUGGGGGGGAGGGUAUGUCAGGGGCACAGUAUGUAGUGGGGGGGAGGGUAUGUCAGGGGCACAGUAUGUAGUGGCGGGGAGGGUAUGUCAGGGGCACAGUAUGUAGUGGGGGGGAGGGUAUGUCAGGGGCACAGUAUGUAGUGGGGGGGAGGGUAUGUCAGGGGCACAGUAUGUAGUGGGGGGGAGGGUAUGUCAGGGGCACAGUAUGUAGUGGGGGGGAGGGUAUGUCAGGGGCACAGUAUGUAGUGGGGGGGAGGGUAUGUCAGGGGCACAGUAUGUAGUGGGGGGGAGGGUAUGUCAGGGGCACAGUAUGUAGUGGGGGGGGAGGGUAUGUCAGGGGCACAGUAUGUAGUGGGGGGGGAGGGUAUGUCAGGGGCACAGUAUGUAGUGGGGGGAGGGUAUGUCAGGGGCACAGUAUGUAGUGGGGGGGAGGGUAUGUCAGGGGCACAGUAUGUAGUGAGGGGGGAGGGGUAUGUCGGGGGCAUAGUAGACACUGGUGGUGGGAGGCCUGGCGGCCAUCUUGGGAGUGGAAGGCCGCUGCACGGUUACUAGGGGAGACGGGUUGCUUGUGCCGCCAUGUUGUGGAGGUCCGGCCCGGUACUAGGCCGCCAUGUUGCUGACGCCUCGGCCGGUUCCCUCCGGGGUGACACACCGGACGGCUGGAGGAAGCCGCAGGGUGAGGCCCCGUCAUCUCGGCGUUUCGCUGCCGGCCGCUCUCCGCCAUGUUGAGAAGAUCCUGCCGUGGAUUCCUUGUGAGGGCGAGCCAUGCCGGUGCCAGGAGAUGACAUGGCUGACGCUUUGAUGACCCGAACGCCUAUCCCAGUGCCUGCGCAUUUCAGUCAAGCAGAGCAGAGCUUCUCCCACAAGAAGAGGGGGCGAGCGCUCUGCUACACCCUACCCCCACGGCCUCCGGUGAAGAGUAUCCCUCCCCUCAGCCGUAUCUUUCCUAACAAGCAGCGGUCCUGGAGCCAGCCUCGCCCCCAGAGCGUGUCCUUCCAGAGCCCCCGCCACAAGCAGCCGGUCAGCCACCUGUACGACCACAGCAAGGAGGAGACCUUAUUCAAGCAGUGCUUCCAGAUCGUCUGCAAGCUGGGGAGGGGCUCCUUCGGGGAGGUGUAUAAGGUGCGGAGUCGUGAGGAUGGCGCCGUGUACGCAGUGAAGCGAUCAGUUUCCCCGUUCCGGGGAGAAUCUGACCGUCUCCGCAAACUCCAGGAGGUGAGGAAACAUGAGCGUGUCGGGGAGCACCCCAACUGCCUGCGAUUGAUCCGCGCCUGGGAGGAGAAGCGCAUGCUGUACCUGCAGACGGAGCUGUGCGUGUGCAGCCUGCAGCAGCGUUCGGAGGCGCUGGGCGAGCCUCUGCCUCCACCUCAAAUCUGGAAUGUAACCUGUGACCUCCUUCGAGGUCUUAAACAUCUCCAUGACCGCAACCUGCUGCACUUGGACAUCAAGCCCGCCAAUGUGUUCAUCGCCUACUCCGGGGUCUACAAGCUGGGGGACUUUGGUCUGAUGGUGGAGCUGGAUGGAGCAGAAGGGAGCGGGGAGGCCCAGGAGGGAGACCCUCGUUAUAUGGCUCCAGAGCUUCUGGACGGGGUGUUCACGAAGGCUGCAGAUGUGUUCAGCCUCGGGAUGACGCUGCUUGAAGUGGCCUGUAACAUGGAGCUCCCAAAGGGUGGGGAAGGCUGGCAGCAGCUGCGGCAGGGUCACCUCCCCAUAGAGUUCACGUCAGACCUGCCCCCAGAUUUCCUGAAGGUGCUGUCUGGGACGUUGGAGCCGGAUUAUCGACGUCGGGCUACUGUGGACUGGCUGCUGUCUCUCCCUGCUGUCCAGAGGGCUGAGGGGUGGCGGAAAGUGACCCUAACGACCAGAGGCGUCCUCACUCGGGUGGUGGCCGUAUUGCAGUUUCUCCUGUGGCUCAUCACCGUGGUCUUCUGCGCCCUGAGGCGUCCAGUGAGGCGGCUUUUACGCUGGAACGUUAUUCUGGACUCUCCGCCGUCUUCUCCAUCCCAAAAUCGAUGCUUAGAAAGCAGCUUUUCCAGUGACUGGGAGGAUGAAAGUCUCGGGGAUGAUGUAUUUGAGGUGCCUCCAAGUCCCCUGGGCUACCCCAGGAAUAUCACCUACCAUGCUCAGGAAUUCCCCCUCAGUUGCAGACAUUCUCCGGAUCUGUUGUCGCGGCCGUCUCUGGGCAGCACGUCCACACCCCGCAAUCUGUCUCCUGACUCCAACCUGCGGCAGAGGUCGGCGCUGCCCCCGACCCCGAACGUGAGCCGGAUCAGCCAGGACUCCCCGUGCAGUGUGAAGUCAGGGAGCCCGGACAGCAGCGGCAGUUCUUCAGGCUUUGUGGACGCUGAGGCACCUCGCUCUUUUCUACCUCGAAACCUCCUUAGUAUUUUUGAUGAGGCGUCUGAGCAGUAGACAUCUUUUUUCUGAGAAGGACCGUGCUGGUCCGUAGGAUCAGCCCCGACUCCUUUGGAUGUAAGACAUUAAUAAAGGGGCAUCUGCACCACUGUUUUUGGGUGAGGACCCCAUAGACGGCGUGCAGUGUCCGGCCAUGGUCCUUAUUGCUGGAUGUGAC